Messenger RNA from Schistosoma mattheei, 971 nucleotides. Lineage: Eukaryota; Metazoa; Platyhelminthes; Trematoda; Strigeidida; Schistosomatidae. The record is from the annotation of a GenBank genome assembly.
GGGAAAACUACUCGCUUACUGCACUUGAAAGUUCGAGAGUGGGACCUGGAGAGAACGGCAUGGCUUUCGUACUAUCCCCUCUCGAUAGAGAACUAUCCAAUAAAACCAUAAAUGAGAACGGUUUUAGUGUGUAUGUUAGUGGGACAAUCAAAACAGAUAGAUCUAUUAAAGAUAUUCGCCAUCCACGUUGUAAUGGAAAACUAUAUUCUAGCAACCUUCCUACUGCUUCAGUGAUUAUCCCUUAUUUUGAAGAGCAUUGGGAGACUCUUCUACGCACAGUCGCAUCUGUUUUGAAUCGAGCUCCUUCAGGACUAAUCAAGGAAAUAAUUUUGGUUGAUGAUGGAAGUUCACGAAAAUAUCUGAAAGAUGAACUUGAUAAUCAUCUUGCAACUGCGUAUCCAAGUGGUAUAGUACGUGUAAUUCACCUGGAACAGAGGGGAGGUCUUAUUCGAGCGAAAACAGCGGGCGCCAGAGAAGCUACUGGAGAAGUGCUCAUUUUUCUGGAUUCUCAUUGUGAAGCAGGAAUAAACUGGCUUCCACCGCUACUUGAUCCAAUUGCUGCGAACUACAAAACUGUUGUUUGUCCAUUUAUUGAUGUAAUAGAUGCAGAUACCUUUGAAUAUCGUGCACAAGAUGAAGGGGCUCGGGGAGCAUUUGACUGGGAGUUGUACUAUAAGCGCCUUCCACGAUUACCAGAAGAUAGAUAUCAUCCCGAGGAGCCUUUUGAUAGUCCAGUGAUGGCAGGAGGUCUGUUUGCUAUCAGUGCGAAAUGGUUCUGGGAACUUGGAGGCUAUGAUCCUGGUCUUGUUAUUUGGGGUGGAGAGCAAUACGAGUUAUCGUUUAAGAUUUGGAUGUGUGGAGGGCGUAUGAUUGAUGCCCCGUGUUCUAGAAUAGGCCAUAUAUAUCGUAAAUACUCAACUAACUUUCCGAAAGCAGAAUUUGGGGACUUUGUUGGUCGUAAUUACAAAUGA